UGUAAAGUGUGUGCCGAAAAUGGUUAUAAAGCAGUCUUGAUAUUCCACUAUGAAAGCAUCACGAAGUAAGCAAGGCAAAGCGAAACACCUUACUUGGCCGCAGUACUUAAGACUCAAUACAAGAGAUCUAAGACAGAACAAGAUAUUUUAAAAUGAAUUUUUUCUAUAAGUCACUCGUGCUCACUUUGGUAAUAAGCAUAUUGAUAUGCAUGUGUGUGUGUCGACCAAGCAUGGAAGCGAGGCCGAGAGGUAACCAUGGAAAAGGCCAAACACAACAAGGAAUGAAUAAUGUGAAAGAUUUGAUCGUGAAAUAUGUGUUGGAAGAAGUGGAAAAAGAAGUGCAGCAAGAAAUAUUACCAACAACAGCGGCAACAAUAAGAGCAACAACACCAGCAGCAGUAACACCAGCAACAUCAGCAUCAGGAACAAGGUCAUCGCUUUCUAACGCCUCAAGAUUUCGUCGCAGCGGUGACACAAGCCCGUGCGUUAAAAGUCGAAAGAUCGACCUGGAAUUAGGCAUUACGGUAGUAGAAUGCUACGGGUCUUCACCAUUCGGGUGCACUCAGAACGUCUAUAAAAACGGAAGUACACUAUGUAAACCUGUUGUUAAAUCAUUCAAGCUCAAAAAAAAUGUUAUUAUCGACUGCACAUGCUCGUAAAGUACAUUCCAUCUCAUGGCAUUAAUCGAGGCUAACGUAUGAUAUUUAGGCAUUAUU
This is a messenger RNA of Actinia tenebrosa (Australian red waratah sea anemone), 716 nucleotides long. RefSeq lists its product as uncharacterized. Lineage: Eukaryota; Metazoa; Cnidaria; Anthozoa; Actiniaria; Actiniidae. The record is from RefSeq and is a predicted model, not a curated record.